This is a messenger RNA of Arachis ipaensis, 1285 nucleotides long. It is a transcript of the gene CBF4, whose product is annotated as C-repeat-binding factor 4. Gene Ontology annotation, biological process: regulation of DNA-templated transcription. Lineage: Eukaryota; Viridiplantae; Streptophyta; Magnoliopsida; Fabales; Fabaceae. The record is from RefSeq and is a predicted model, not a curated record. Gene Ontology annotation, molecular function: DNA-binding transcription factor activity; DNA binding.
AAGACAAACUGCAACCCAUAACUCCCAAUCAAAUUCCUCAAAUAAACUAAGCCCUAAAUACUAGAAACAUUAAAUUACUUAGCUGUCUCCUCUCCAUAGAGUCCGCGUUGCCACUUUCCUUCAAACACAGUCUCACUUCCCGCACACACUAUAUAUAACUCAUCAAUUUCAAUUCUCUAUUUCCCUCCCAAAAACACACACACACAACAACAACAAGUCAAGACCAGAAACAAAGACAUCAAACGCCAUAAACUCACCCUUUUCAACAAACUAUUCCAUUCACUCAAAUAAUUUCAAAGUUAUAAACUUUACAUCCAUUAGCAUGUUUCCCAUCAAUCAUAUUGUCAAUAACCAGCUUCCGAGUAGCUCCUCGGAGAACACUGUCUUGUCAUCGCCGUUGUCGGAGGGGGAGGUAGUGCUGGCGGCUAGCCACCCCAAGAAGAGAGCGGGGAGGAAAAAGUUCAGGGAGACGCGCCACCCUGUGUACCGCGGCGUGCGGCGGAGGAACUCCGGCAAGUGGGUUUGCGAGGUGAGGGAGCCAAACAAGAAGACGAGGAUAUGGCUCGGGACGUUCGCCACUGCGGAGAUGGCAGCGCGUGCGCACGACGUGGCCGCUAUCGCUCUCAGGGGGAGGUCUGCCUGCCUCAACUUCGCAGAUUCGGCGUGGCGCCUUCCCAUGCCGGAGACGACAGACGCAAGAGACAUCCAGAAGGCUGCAGCGGAAGCUGCCGAGGCAUUCCGCCCCGUGACGGAAUUGGAGACUGGUGAAGUGAGGCGGGAGGGUGCUGUGGGGGUAAAGGCGGCGUCAGAGACGACCAUGGUGGCGGAGGCGGCGGAAGAGCAAGAAGGAGAAGGGGUGCCGGAGAUUUGGAGGACCAUGGCGUUGAUGUCUCCAACGCAUUACAGUGGGAGUGAGUUUGGCGUUGAUGACGUGGAAUUUGAUGAUGCCGAAGUAUCGUUGUGGAGUUAUUCGAUUUAAUUUAAGGAGGCAAAAAAUACGAGUCAUUCAUUCAUUCAUUAUUUAUUUAUUCAUUUAGAAACUAUUUUUAGGAAUAAAGAGAUUGUUUGUGUAGUAUUAGACGUUUUGACCUUUCUGGGCUAAAGUGUCCGUACUCCUAGGUUUUUUUUUACACUAGUACGGAUGAUGCCACAGAAAGUGAUGGGGAAUGUGGAUAGAUAGAAAUAUAGAAAAUCUGAUUAAAAAGACUACAUAGAAUUUAUUUCUUCAGAUUGUGUAUAAUUAAAAAGAAAAUCAAUCAUAUAUGUAUAUAUAAUUUAUGGUUUU